AUAGAAUUAGGACGUCCAUUUUAAAAAAUUAGUAAGUUCUGUAGACAAACUAGCCUUUUGAGAGUGGUGGACAAUCCUGAGUGUGUGUGGCUUACCCUGUACGGCAUGAGCUAACCUACAUCUGACCUAGUUAAAUCCCUCCACAGCACUCUUUCCUGCUCUUCUGAACAGCCCAUGUGUGCACGAUGCCCCACAAGAUCAGAUUUGUAGUGGUCAGCUCCUCUGGACAUGAAGAUGGCUUCAGUGCCCGGGAACUGAUGAUCCACGCUCCGACUGUCAGUGGGUGGAGGUCACCAAAGUUCUGCCAGUUCCCACAGGAGAUUGUUCUCCAGAUGGUGGAGAGGUGUCGGAUAAGGAAGCUGCAGCUGCUUGCGCACCAAUACAUGAUCUCCAGCAAGGUGGAGUUCUACAUCAGUGAGAGCCUGCCCGAGUACUUGGUGCCCUACCAAGCAGAGCGCUUCCGCAGGCUGGGCUACGUCUCUCUCUGUGAUAAUGAAAAGACAGGCUGCAAAGCCCGGGAACUCAAGUCUGUCUAUGUGGAUGCCGUGGGGCAGUUUCUUAAACUGAUUUUUCACCAAAACCAUGCCAACAAGUACAACAUACAUAAUCAGGUGGCUUUGGUUGCAAUAAAUAUCAUUGGAGACCCUGCAGAUUUUGGAGAUGAAAACAAUAUUACCUCUAGGGAGAAGCUGAUUGACCAUUACCUGGGCCACAGUCCCCACAAUCCUGAGGACCCGGCCCUAGAAGGAACUUUUGCUGGGAGAUCUGACUAUAUCUCGCCACUGGACGACUUGGCGUUUGACAUGUACCAAGACCCCGAAGUUGCCCAGAUCAUCCGCAGGCUGGAUGAGCGGAAACGGGAAGCUGUCAAGAAGGAGCGCUAUGACCAUGCAAAGAAGCUGAAGCAAGCAAUCGCUGACUUACAGAAGGUCGGUGAGCGCCUAGGGCGCUAUGAGGUGGAGAAGCGCUGUGCAGUGGAGAAAGAAGACUACGAUCUGGCCAAGGAAAAGAAACAGCAGAUGGCACGCUACCGCGCCCAGGUGUACGAACAGCUGGAACUGCAUGGCCUCCUGCAGGGCGAGCCAGAGGUGCAGAGGCCUUUCGCUUUGCCCCUCCAGCCCCUUGGGUCUCCCAGCAGUCCUCAACACUGGAAGGCAGUGUCCUCACUCCCACGCACAGAAGAGCUGGUAGCAGAAGACACAUUUGCUGGUCCAGUCCUGCAGGAAAAGCCCUUGGCAUCUUCUCAGCAUUUGGCAGUGGGCCAGUCCCCGCCUGCCGCAGGCCCUGCCCCAAGGAGUCAUGUGGAGGUCCUGCCCUAUGAUGAACGGCCUCUUCCUGUUGCUCGAAAGCAGCUGGGGGAAGCAUGUGCAGAGCCAGAAGUGAGAGAGGCCGACAGCAGUGAUGUCCGGAGGCGGGGCGGCUCAGGAGAGCCAGAGCCCUUGACCGAGAAGGCCUUGAGAGAAGCCAGCUCUGCCAUCGACAUCUUAGGCGAAGCCUUGGUGGCUGGGGCCUAUUCCAAGAUGUGGUCCUGCCGAGAAGAUGCGCUGCUGGCCUUGUACAAGAAGCUGAUGGAGAUGCCUGUUGAGACCCAGAAGGAAGAUUUGAAAAACAUACUCAGAGCUUCUGUCUUUCUUAUCAGAAGAGCCAUAAAGGAUAUCGUGACCUCAGUCUUUCAGGCCUCACUGAAAUUGCUGAAAAUGAUAAUUACACAGUAUAUUCCCAAGCACAAGCUAAGCAAACUCGAAACGACGCACUGUGUAGAAAGAACCGUUCCCCUUCUGCUCACCAGAACCGGGGACUCCUCUGCCCGCCUCCGUGUCAUGGCUUUGAAUUUCAUCCAGGAAAUGGCCUUGUUUAAGGAGGUGAAGUCCCUGCAGCUCGUUCCGUCUUACUUGGUGCAGCCACUGAAGGCCAACGCCUCCGUUCACCUGGCAGUGAGCCAGGCGGACCUCCUGGCCCGGCUGCUGAGAGACCUGGGCACGGGGGGCUCAGGUUUCACCGUGGACAGUGUGAUGAAGUUUGCAGUGAGCGCCCUGGGGCACCGGGCGUACGAGGUGCGAGAGACAGCCGUCAGGAUCAUCCUGGACAUGUACAAGCAGCACCCUGCACCCACCCUGGACCACCUUCCUCCAGACGACAGCAGCACGCGCAGGGACCUCCUCUACAAAGCCAUCUUUGAGGGGUUUGCUAAGAUAGAUGGCAAGCCAACUGAGGCUGAGGUCACGGCCCAGAAAAGAGCGGCCAUGAGAGAAGCAGAAAAGCAAAAGCAGGAAGAGAUGAAGGCGCUGCAGGGCCAGCUGGCAGCACUUAGAGAGGCCCAGGCUGCGGUCCAGGAGAAAGAGAGUGAUGCUGCGCAGCUCCAGAAUCAAGAUCCUCAAGGAAGGAAAGCUGUCCCACCCGAUACUCCGGAAGUCCCAGAUAACCACUAUUUGUAUAAUCUGUGCAUCUUUUGUGGGGAGAGGAAUGAGUCCUUCACAGAAGAGGGCCUGGACCUCCACUACUGGAAAUACUGCCUCAUGCUGACGAGAUGCGAUCACUGCAGGCAGGUGGUUGAGAUAUCUAGCCUGACGGAGCACCUGCUGACAGAGUGUGACAGAAGGGAUGAGUUUGGGAAGUGCCACCGCUGCAGCGAGGCUGUUCCCAAGGAGGAGCUUCCCAGGCACAUCAAGACUAGGGAAUGUAACCCUGCCAAAUCGGAGAAAGUGGCAAACCGCUGUCCUCUGUGUCAUGAGAACUUUGCCCCUGGAGAAGAGGCAUGGAAGGUUCACUUGAUGGGGCCCAAUGGCUGCACAAUGAACCUGCGCAAAACACACGUUCUCUACAAGGCUGUAGCCCCUCAGCAAGGAAAAGGCGCAGCAGCAGCAGCAGCAAAGUCAGGUACCAAGGUUGGAAGCAAGAUCCCCACCCCAAAGGGGGGCCUGAGUCAGAGCUCCAGCAGGACAUACAGGAGGCGGUGACAGAGUUUCCACUUUGUCCCUGCCCAGGGGCUUUGCAAGUUUCCCCAUUUUAAGCCAUGUGUGUUGGCGUGGUGAUGCAGGGCUCGGUACCUACCGUCCCUUGGCCUCUUGUGUCCCAGUGUCUACUCUCACAGGAACAGUGUAAGGAUAUGACCAAAGACCCUUCCCAAGCUGGGCCUGAAGUGCUCAGGCAGGAAGUGCAUCUUGCUCAGGAAGCCAGCAAGCAUAGCACCCACUUUCCUUACUACUGAGGAGCUGUUCCCCAGACUUUGAACUCAUUGGUGUCUGUUGUGCACAGUAGGUUUGGCAGCCUCAGAGGACAGCAGCAAACCAUGCUGAGCCGUCUCUCUCAUGGGUCUGUCUGCUACAUUGUCACGCCAUAUACAGCAACAAGCAAUAAAGUAAAGCAAGCAAAAGGCCGCCAUCCUGAGGACAGGCCCCUCCAGCACACACUUUGCCUGAUGCUCCUGGGCACUCCUGACAGCCCUACCUGGCCACCCUCCCUCAGGGGCCUCAGGCUCUCUGCUGCAGAGUCCAGAAUGGGCGCUGGAUGGUGUCCCCUGGUUACCCUGACUCCCCUGACACGGCCCACCUACAAGCCUCCGUCUUCUUUAUGGCAAGAUGAGCACCUUCCACAUUUCCCAACCCACAAAGACAAGUCCCACACACCUUGCUGGCCCAGGGCCUCUGAGUCAGUUCUGUCACACUCUUUGUGAUAUAACCAAAUCCACCUUUCCAAAUCACGCACAGUAUGUCACAAGUGCUUCACUGAA
Acomys russatus (golden spiny mouse) is the source of this 3730-nucleotide messenger RNA. It is a transcript of the gene Cep104, whose product is annotated as centrosomal protein 104. The coding region runs from base 186 to 2957 and encodes 923 amino acids. The transcript has 21 exons. Gene Ontology annotation, cellular component: cilium. Lineage: Eukaryota; Metazoa; Chordata; Mammalia; Rodentia; Muridae. The record is from RefSeq and is a predicted model, not a curated record.